Chelonus insularis is the source of this 3257-nucleotide messenger RNA. RefSeq names its product microsomal triacylglycerol transfer protein (gene Mtp). The transcript has 6 exons. Gene Ontology annotation, cellular component: Golgi apparatus; basolateral plasma membrane; endoplasmic reticulum. Gene Ontology annotation, molecular function: lipid binding. The coding region runs from base 371 to 3061 and encodes 896 amino acids. The record is from RefSeq and is a predicted model, not a curated record. Gene Ontology annotation, biological process: lipid transport; lipoprotein metabolic process. NCBI's taxonomy places the organism in Eukaryota, Metazoa, Arthropoda, Insecta, Hymenoptera, Braconidae.
UUUAUCCGGACUUCUAUGACGUAAGAAUCACAGUGAUUAAAUGGACUUCUCAUAUCACAGUUCUCACUGACAUCGUUGUUUAUUGUACUUAAAAGUGUUUUGUUAGAAAAAUUUGAUAAAUCUACUCUCUAUUGCCCAGUUACGAACAAAAGCAUUCCUUAUAAUUUAAAGUGCUAAAUAAAUUAAAUAAUAAAAUAAAAUAGUGUGAAAACAAAAUUAUAUAGCAAGUUGUGGAUGGGAAAGUGCUGAAGGGCUACUAUAUCAGAAGUUUGAAGGUUUGUGUUAUCAAAUAGUCUACAAUCUUAUCUAGUAGUAUUUUCAAGUUUGUCACGCAAGAAAUUAAAGUGGAGUUGACACGCUAAAGAAUAGGAUGGCUGGCCACCGAAGGCCUGUCUUCCUUCUUGUUUUUUCUUUCUGUCUUCUUAUCUUUUUCGGUCUCCAUUGCCAGUCAGCACCAGCUGUAGUGGGAGCAACUGGAGGAUGGAGUAUCGGUGAUGGCCUAAAGUAUCAGCUGAUGACGACUAUCUUGUCUCGAGAAUCAGGAGCUUCAAAACCUGGUGGUGACGUUGGCUUUCAAUUGACUGGAGAACUUAUUGUUUCUGCAAUUUGGCAAGAUCCUCAGGAUACUAAGACUGUUCUGCUAAGUGUUGAGUUGAAAUCGCCUCAAUUGUGGAUUAAAUCACGGAGAGCUCCAGAACCUGAAGGAUUCAUCGAGCAUUCAUCAAAACUAGAUCAAAUAUCUGAAUCCCCUAUUCUCCUUCUUUGGAAAAAAGGCGAAAUAUUAAAAGUAUUCUUAGGAAAUGAUGAAACUAUUUCAUCUGGAAAUUUAAAACGUGGACUUGCAAGUCUUUUCCAAUAUCAAGAUAGAGAUGGAGAAUUCAGAGAACAUGAUGCAUCUGGAGGUUGUAAUGUCACGUACACCGUUAUGGAUGCUAAUAGAAUUCUCAAAACGAAAAAAUUCUGUGAUGAAAUUAAUUUAUCAGAAAAGAAUGAACAUCCGAAUCCAAUUCUUGGAGUUAAUUUACAAAGUACAAGGAUCACAGAUUAUGAGCUGAAUUCUCAACUUCUUCCAAUUUUUAUUGAUGAAAUUGAACAACAUGAGGUUACUUUAAAAGUUAAGCCUGAAGCAGGAACAACUGUUUCAUCUCAGAGAAUUAUCAAAGAAAUUCCAGGUCACGUAAAUGUGAAAAAAAUCAAUGCAAAUAAUCUUAAAGAUGCUUUAGCUCGUUUCCAACCUGGAUAUAGAGAAGCUAAAAUAGAUCUUCAAGUAGAAAAAAUCACCUGUUCUGAUUCAGGCUGUCUAACAUUGGAAAAAGUAAUUGAAGAAAAUCGAGACGCUUUAGAAAACUCAGCCUUAGGUACUGCCAAGUCAGCAGCAGCAUUUUUAAAACUCAUUCCUAUUGUCAGAGAAACACCUGUUGAAGAACUAACGAGAAUUCUAAAAAGUCCACGUUAUAAAACACUCAAAACUCAAAUUCUGGAUGUCUUAGGAUCCGCAGCAACCCCAUCAAUUCAUCAAGUAGCUAUGAAAGUCUUAAGAAAUGAUGAUAUUGGUGAUGACACGGAAAGAUAUCUUUGGGCUUUAUCAGUAUCACCUUUACCUCAUGCAGAUAUUAUAAAAGAUGUGUUAAGCCGCUCUGAAGAAACUUUGCAGAAUGAUCGAGUAUCAGAAACUUUAGCAUUGACCGCUGGAGCAAUGGCUCGUCAAUUAGGAUCACCAGUGGUUAAGGAAAAAGUACGUGUUAGUCUUGAAAUUGGAUUGGAUACAUGUACCAGUGAUGAGUGUCGUUUAAAGUUCCUCAGAGCUUUACGAAAUCUCAGAAGUAAAGCAUCGAUUCCAGUUCUCAUGGACUUUGCCAUGAAUGGUACUAAAUCAACUAGUAUUGCAGCUUGGCGUGCACUUGGAUCAAUGGACCCUAAAUACAUAACUGAUGAUCUCAAGAUUGCUGCGAAACGAAUCUUUUAUCAAAUUGGUGGACCAAAAAAAGAUAGCACUGUUAGAACACUAGCAGCAGAUAUUGUUUUAAAUAAUGACCCUUCUGCUGAAGAUAUACGAGAAUUUUUUGAAUACCUUAGCACCAAGGAUACUAUGUAUGAAGUCAAAAGAUAUAUUAGCCAAAGGCUAGAACAGUUAGCUGAAAAAGAUCCUAUCUUUAAUGAACGACUUAACUUGGCAAUAGAAGCUGAAGAUAAAAAACUUCGAAAUUAUCACGUUUUGGCACAUAGAGGACUCAGUACUGCAUUUUCCAGGCCAUUUUUAAAAUCUACAGCAUCAAAUGGGUCUUUAGUAACAGUUCAGGAAGUCAAUUCCGGUCUUUUAAAACGAGGAGUUGUUGACGUAGUGAUUCAAACAGGUUCUCACGAAGAGGCUUUGUUUUCUCUUGGACUUUUUGCUGGUGGUCUAGGGAGCUUAGUUUCGUCUUCUGACAGCGAAGAGAAAUCUUCAGAGCCUGAAGAGUAUGAAUUAGCUACUGCUGGUAUGGAAAUAGAUCUACUUGGAGUUGGAAUAAGGCCUUUUGUAUUUUUCACUGGUCAAGGUGAAUUAAUGGGACAUGUGUGGUCUGGUACAGCUUCAGAAAGAACUCCUGCAUUCCAAGCUAUCGUCAAUCUUCAUCGUCAUAGAGAAUUAGUUCCUCUAGCAUCUGGUUUUAUUGCGGAAAUUGACGUGGAAGGUGCUGUUAGUUUUGAUCUAGCUGGCCAAAUUCAACUUAGUUUAUGGUCCAGGAAUGCUCAGUCUCUUGUAGAAAUGGGUGCCGGUGUUGCGGUACGUGGAGGAUUUAAAAUUAAAUCAGAUUAUGUACAAUCAAAUGCUGAAUUUGCAUUAUCUGUUGAACCUAAAUUGGAGCUUUCAACAGAUGUUGACUUUUCUGGUCCUACUGUUAUCUGUAUGAGGCUUAUGCAACCAGAAACUUCUGUUAAACAUCAGAUAUAUAAGAUUGAAAGAAUACCUGGUAGUAAACAUCGAUUAAGGAAAACUAAAAGGACUGUUGUGCCAUCACCUGCGAGAUCUUAUUUGCUCAAUAGAAAAAAUAAUGAAAUGUGCUCAAAGGUGUUUAGUUAGUGAUAUAAGUAGAUUUUGGAAUUUAAAACUUUUCAAAUAAAUUUAUCUGCAGUCAGUUAACUGUGGACUAUAUUAUUAAUUAAGUAGCAUAAUGACAAUUUAGUGUAAAAUGGACAAUGAUAAAUUUUAUUCUGUGCAUUUUUAUACCAAAUAUUUAUCAAGUACCAUUACAAAAUAAAAUAACGUCAUAAAUGUA